GACUUGGUUGCAGCGGCAAAAGCAAGUGAGCUAGCGGAAGGCUUGCAACUAUUAUCGAUCCGUGAUCGAUCCUGGCAAAUACAAGCAUGUUCGGCUAUUACCGGUGAAGGUAUCAAGGUACCGUUUCUGAUGUUCUCACUUUUACGACUAGUGAUCCUCGAGUGA
This is a messenger RNA of Gongylonema pulchrum, 165 nucleotides long. Lineage: Eukaryota; Metazoa; Nematoda; Chromadorea; Rhabditida; Gongylonematidae. The record is from the annotation of a GenBank genome assembly.